AUGGGAUCAUUUGGCCACAAAGACCACAAGUAUCUUGUGUUCUCCAUUCCAUUUGUGUGGGGAAUAGCCGGUAUUCUUCCAGGAGGCGGGGAUGGUGAUGAGAAUAUAGUGGAUAAGGUAUUCCACCAGGUUUAUCUUGAUGUUGUUUCUGUUGCUGCUGGAGGUGGAUGUAGCACAGAUUCUGCUUGGCCGGAAAUGGCAGUAUUUAAAGCUCCGUAUGCGCAACUAGCUUCUAGGCCAAUAGAAACAGGCGUCUAG
This is a messenger RNA of Phycomyces blakesleeanus NRRL 1555(-), 258 nucleotides long. RefSeq lists its product as hypothetical. The record is from RefSeq and is a predicted model, not a curated record. The transcript is spliced from 3 exons. NCBI's taxonomy places the organism in Eukaryota, Fungi, Mucoromycota, Mucoromycetes, Mucorales, Phycomycetaceae. The coding region runs from base 1 to 258 and encodes 85 amino acids.